This is a messenger RNA of Phragmites australis (common reed), 1723 nucleotides long. Its product is annotated as plant UBX domain-containing protein 10-like. The coding region runs from base 161 to 1570 and encodes 469 amino acids. The transcript has 4 exons. Gene Ontology annotation, molecular function: ubiquitin binding. Lineage: Eukaryota; Viridiplantae; Streptophyta; Magnoliopsida; Poales; Poaceae. The record is from RefSeq and is a predicted model, not a curated record. Gene Ontology annotation, cellular component: endoplasmic reticulum.
UGCUUUAUCGGCGACUCCGCGAGGGGAAAGACGUCAUCACUGACCCGCUCGCAACCGCAUCUCGCAUUCUCGCCUCUUCCUCCCAACCACCACGACCACCGCCUUCCCCAAUCCCCAAACCCUAGCUCGACCCCCGGCCCCCACCUCGCCGUCGGCCGCCAUGUCCGAGUCCGUCGACGACAAGGUCAGUUACUUCCAGGCCGUCACCGGCAUAUCCGACGCGGACCUCUGCACGGAGAUCCUCGCCGCGCACAACUGGGACCUGCAGCUUGCCGUCUCCUCCAUCACCGCCAACCCGUCCUCCCCCUCCGCCUCCGCCUCCGCCUCCACCUCCUCGCGCGAGCCGGCCCCGUUCGCCCCGCCGGAGGAGGCGGAUUUCGUCGCGCCGCCGCCGCUGCCGCCGCCUCAGCAGCAGCAGCAGCAGCAGCCGGGGAUCGUGUGGAAGCUGGUGACGCUGCCCUUCUACGUGGUCUCGGGCGGGGUAGGACUCAUCGCUGGCUCGUUCCGCCUCGGCGCCUGGGUCGCCGGGGGCGUGCUGUCCCGCUCCCUCUCCCUCCUCGGCCUCGCGGCGCAGGGCGGCGGCGAUCGGCUGCUCGAGCUGCCGCCGUCCGCCGCCGAGGCGGCCGACUUCGUCGCGGAGUUCGAGCGCGAGUUCGGCGCCGGCCGUGGCCCGCGCUUCGUCGCCGAGGGGUUUGCAGACGCGUUGCAGCGUGCGCAGCGCGAGUACAAGCUUCUGUUCGUGUAUCUCCACUCUCCUGACCACCCGGAUACCCCUUCCUUCUGUGGUGGCAGCCUCUGCGCCGAGCCGGUUGCGGCUUUCAUAGAUGAGAACUUUGUUGCGUGGGGUGGUAGCAUCAGAAGGACCGAAGGGUUCAAGAUGAGUAACAGCCUGAAUGCGUCGAGGUUCCCGUUUUGUGCGGUAGUCAUGGCAUCUACGAACCAGAGAAUCGUGCUAUUGCAGCAGGUUGAAGGGCCCAAAUCACCUGAAGAGAUGAUAACAAUUCUUCAACGAGUUGUUGAAGAAUGCACUACAUCACUCGUUGCUGCCAGGAUUGAAGCUGAAGAGAGACUAAACAAUCAACGCUUGCGUGAGGAACAAGAUGAUGCUUAUCGAGCUGCACUUGAAGCUGACCAGGCCAGGGAACGUGAAAGGAUAGAGGAACAGGAAAGACGCGAAAGAGAGGCUGCAGAGGCUGAGAGAAAGCGUAAAGAAGAAGAGGAAGCUCUAGUGAGGGCAGCCCAAGAAGCAGCAGAAAAGGAAGCUGCUCUUGCAAGGAGGCGGCAAGAGAAGGCCAUGGCUCUUGGAGCUGAACCUGAGAAAGGACCUGACGUUACUCGAGUUCUCGUAAGAUUUCCAACUGGAGAGCGCAAAGAACGGCGUUUCUACAGCUCCACCACCAUCACCUCCCUAUACGACUACGUCGAUUCUUUGGAUUGCUUAAAAGCAGAGAAGUACACCUUGGUUUCGAAUUUCCCGCGAGUCACAUUCGGUCCAGAGAAGCACUCCCUGACGCUGGAGGAAGCAGGUUUGCAUCCGCAAGCAAGCCUGUUUAUAGAGAUAGAACAAUGAUGUCGUUGUAAGUUCUGAGCGAAACUUGAAAGUAUAGGUGCUUCUUUUACAGUUUGUUUGACAUCAGUGAAGUACUUACAGUUGUAUUACGCCACAAGAACAUGCUUCCUUUGUACUUCAUUCAUUCAAUAAGUUCACCUUCACCGAGAUCAA